Molecule: messenger RNA, 697 nt
Organism: Aedes aegypti (yellow fever mosquito)
Lineage: Eukaryota; Metazoa; Arthropoda; Insecta; Diptera; Culicidae
Product: essential MCU regulator, mitochondrial
Exons: 1
Coding region: 141-416 (91 amino acids)
Biological process (GO): calcium import into the mitochondrion; mitochondrial calcium ion homeostasis
Cellular component (GO): mitochondrial inner membrane; uniplex complex
Source: RefSeq, a predicted model, not a curated record
CACAAAUGUCAUCGUGUUUUCUUCCGAACCUGAAUCGAAGAAAAAAUAAAUCAUCACAUCGGAAUUUUCGUGUGUGCUCUUCUAGUGGUUGUUCGUCGUGAUCAGGAUUAUUAAUCGCCGGAGAUUUUCCGCAAGGAAAAAUGGUGCUCUCCAAUGUGGUCCGCGUUGUGAAUCGACUCAACUCAGCCGGUACCCGGUCAGGGUUGAUGGGAAUCCGGCAGCUACGUAGGAAAUAUACCUACCGAAGCGGUGCACUGAAACCGAUGCCAAAUGUUAUCCCGUUCGGUUUGCUCGGAGUGGUUCUGACCGUGAUUCCGGGGCUGCUGAUCGGGGCCACCAUCAGCAAGAACAUGGCAAACUUCCUGGAGGAGAACGACCUGUUUGUGCCCUCGGAUGACGACGACGAUGACGAUUAAAAUAUGGUAGCGGCGAUUGUUCGGACUGCUUUUUCCUCAUCUGGAUUUGCUCUAAUUUCGCAUGUGUGGAUCGAUAUUAUUUUUAGAAGUGCUGUGGCUGAAGAUUAUUUACGGCUAUGCCAGUGUUAUUUCCUUAUGCAUGAAUAAUAAUUUUAAUUAUUAGAAGGUGUCUAAGGACAAUGCAAGCAUAAUUUCUCUAAAUGACGUAUCUGAUUGUACGUUGACUUAUUUGCGAUGGUUAGAAAUCCCAAAGUUUAAACAGCCGAAAAAAUGGAUAAAAU